AUGGAAAAGGGGCUCGCCGAUCCAGAGCUGCCGCCGCUGGUGCAAGGGAUGAAGGGCAAGUUCGGCCUGAGUGACGAGGACCUCACGGAAAUGUGCGAGACGACGUACGAACUGUACUUGCUCGCGAUGGUCGCCGUCCCGGAUGUUAGCUUUGGGGAGAUUUCCCAGCUGGGUAGGCUGAAGGCCGCUUUUAGGUUAGGUGGCGCAAGCGUUGGAGACGCUCACUUUGAAGCUUGCCGCGCGUUUUAUCGCAACAACGUUGUCUACAUGGAUGCGGAGGACGAUGAUUUCGAGCGUGACGCGGCCCAGAGAAAACUGGAUAAGCUCCUUUUCUUGUCCGAUCGCAUGUAUGAGGACAAGGAGACCGAGGAGGCCUACCGGUACGAGCAGUCGAGGUUGUUCAAGUUCUUUUCCAUGAACAAGGAUAGAUACGAGGAGCGCGUUGCACGCGUCGCGCUCCCAUUUUAUAAGGAUGUGGUUGCCCGCGCUUGCGUCGAUUCGUCAGUUGGUAGCGAGGAUCUUUUGGCUGCUCAGGCGACUUUGGGCGUCAAGGACAUACAGGCGGAACGCAUCCGCUCGGAUGCGUAUGCAGAUCGCGUUGACUCCCUUGUAUCACAAAAGGGGAAGCUUAACGAAGUUGACAAUGAAUCCCUCGCCCGGUUACGCACGUUGCUCAAGAUUGGCGACGACAGAGCCAGCUCUACGCUAACAACGCUUGCUGAGCCGGUAUAUCGCAUGGAGGUCGGUGAGGCUCUUGAUGCGGUUAAGAAGGCUGAGGAAUCUUUCGCGAGCAUCUACGGCCGCCUGGCUCUGCGGCAGUCGGAACUCUCGUUCCCUUCUGAUGCUGCGAGGGUCGCGAUGUCUAAAGAAAUUAGCGAGAGGGCGAGCGACCAUAUUCGCACAGCGAGCAAGUAUCUGCGUGUUCAGAAUGUCAACGGAUGCAUCACCCAGCUGAAAGAGCUCCUACAGUAUACAGAAGGGAUCGUCGGCUUGUUGAAGGUGUCCAAUGAUGACGUCCAGGACGAGACUGCAAUUAUCAAGUCAUACAUGCCGAAGGUUGCCAGCGUCCUUUCGCGCAUGGAGCCACGUCAGAUGUAUCGUAUCUAUCUUUCAAAGUGCCUAGAAAGCCGCCUCAUUGGUCCCGAACAAGAGACUCAAUUGGCUAGAUUACGAGCCGUGCUGGGGCUGACGGAGGAGGUCGCCCUUGAAGCUUUCAAGACUGCUGCUGGACCAGUGUACAAGAAGGCUGUCUCUGAUGCAGUAGCUGCUGGUACAUUCGACGACGAGCGCAAGGCUGGUAUCACCAAGAUCAAGGACGAUUUAGCUCUGCCACUCGAGACGUCCAAGAGCAUUGAUUUGGAUAUUUACAGGAACAAACUUACGAGACUUGUGGAUGGUAAUCGAAUCCUCCAAGAGCACGAAUCGCAGGAGCUCUUCGUGUUGAGAGAGUUUCUGGGGUUGUCGCCAGAGGAUGCAGCUCCAGUACACAAGUCGUGCAUGGGUCCGGUGUAUGAACAGUCUGUGACGGAGGCGAUGGGUCCUACUGGUAUCAUGCUCGAUGAAUACAAGGGUGGUCUUGAGCGAUUGCGAGAACGUUUGGGGCUCUCGAGGGAAGACGCUGAUGGUGCAUUCUUUAGAGUCGUCAAGCAGAGGAUGCUCCUUUACGUGACUAGAGCGAUGUCUCAACUUGAGAAGCGCCAAUCGUUCCGUGGCCAAAACGAAGAACGUGAUGUUGGUGAUGACCCGAACAUCAAACGAGCUGGAGCAGUGUUGGGUAUCGAUGCAGGCGGUCUUCCAAUUGAGCUCUCCAAUCUAGUGGACUUUUAUGUCAGGAAUGGCUUGGCAAAGGAAGAGGAAAUUGAAGUCGAUGGAGAGAAGAAGACCGUUACCAAGUAUCCAGUCACAUUGCGGGGCGAUCUCCAACCAAAGGUCUACAACGAACUAUACAAGCAAUACGUCAUUCAGUGUUUCAGUGCUCAAACACGUGGGGAGAAGCAGCGUUUGUUUGCAGCCCUGGACCAAUUGGGCUCUAUUUUGGGAAUGCAAGAAGACGAAAUCUCCAACAUUCAUUCAGACAUUGGUACCGUGAUUUACAAGAAUUACAUCAAUCAGUCACUACUGAAAGGUCCUCUGGAAGACAAAGAUGUCGAUUUCUUGUCCAACAUUCAGAAAAUGUUAAGCAUGAAGGAAGACCAUUGUGCUUCUCUCCUGAAGGAUGCGAAGAAUAACAGAGUAUCUGUGUUGCUUGAACAGAUAUAUGCGCUACCAAAGGUAUUGCCAGAGACAGUGAAGAAAUUGCGCAAAACGGCUGCCCUUCUGGAUGUAGAUUUGGUCAAGGACUUGAAAGUGUCCGCAGACCAAAGGGCCAAGCUCUUCGGUGUGGAGAUCGAUGCAGCAAUUGACACUGGGGCCUUAGCAGCAGACAACCAGGACCUUGUCCAAGAAGUGCAAAAGAGUCUUCAAGUCGAAGACGCGGCAGCUAAGGACAUUCUGCUGGCUUGUAUUCAGCGCCGUACUCUGUCUCAUCUCGUUCAGGCAUCUGCCAGUUUGAGACAAGACAGGUCAGAGUCAGCGGUGGCUGAACUGAAGACCAUGCUUCGGUAUGGAAAGCUACUCCCCGCGAAGGUCAACGCACCUGCCGUUUCUGUUUCGGAAAGACGGGAGUUGUAUCUUUUGUUCCAGGCAGACGUGAUUACCGAUGGUGUUGUAGACGCGCGAGCGAAGGAGCAAGUCAACUUGUUGAAAACGAUGUUCGGGUUUGUGGACGCAGACCUUGAACUGGUGUCGUGAUCGGUGGUGGAAUAGCAAAGUGUGUUCAUUUGCUUUUGUGCUUUAGUUGCGGAAGACAAGGGAGAUCCAUAAACAUAUUGGAAGUGGCAUCACCUCUUAAUUGGAG
This is a messenger RNA of Chondrus crispus (carragheen), 2896 nucleotides long. RefSeq lists its product as hypothetical. The record is from RefSeq and is a predicted model, not a curated record. The coding region runs from base 1 to 2790 and encodes 929 amino acids. Gene Ontology annotation, biological process: protein import into chloroplast stroma. Gene Ontology annotation, cellular component: TOC-TIC supercomplex I. The transcript is spliced from 2 exons. NCBI's taxonomy places the organism in Eukaryota, Rhodophyta, Florideophyceae, Gigartinales, Gigartinaceae.